AUGGAAGACGGGGUCAAUGGGGUGUCGAAGAAGCGGAGGAAGAAGACCGGCAACAGUGUCACUGACGAUGGAGAUGUCAUGAUGGCAGAUACUGUUCCUUCGCCACCCCUCACUGAAGAGAUCCCCAUCACCAACGGACGCAGCGUCGGAACGCAGAUAGAGGAGCCGGUGGAGAUACUGGAACCUGAUAUGGUCAUCGUGGAAGACGGCGAGAAGGGGACACUGUCCUGCGCCUGGAAUCCCGUGGUAACAACCCUGCUGGCUACAGCUAGCAUGGGUUCAGCCGCCUUGAUAUGGAACGUUCCUGAGGAGUCGACUUCGGCCGAAGCACUCGAACACAUUGACUUGUCCCAUGAGCCCUCACGUAAGAGCACGGACAAAGCUAAGGUUACGGCUAUACGCUGGAGUCCUGAAGGCAAUCAACUGGCCAGUGGCUCUUACGAUGGACAGACACGGAUAUGGUCGGUGGACGGUAGAUUGGAGCACGGCAUGUGGUUACACUUUGCUCCACCCACGUCGCUGAAAUGGAACAAGACGGCCAAGGUGCUGCUUGCGCUGUCGUGUGACGGAAAGAUGAUCGCCUGGGACACAACGAACGGCGAAACCAUCCGAAUGUUCGACAUGGGCAAGGAGGGGAUAAACGAGAUUGAGUGGAUUUCGACGAUGCAGUUCAUUGCAUGUGGAGACAACGGUGAUAUCCAUCAGUUUGACAUAGGAGUCGAUGGGCCAUUACAUUCACACACAGCGCAUCAGGGAGAGGUUGCCUGUAUCGCAUGGGACGAGGCGACCGAAACCGUCGCCACUGGCGGCGCUGAUGCAUCGGUUCUUAUAUGGCACAAGCCUAGCAAAGAGUCAAAGCCAGAAAACAAACUCCAGGGGCACACGGCUCCUAUUGUUUCGGUUGCCUGGCAACCCGGUGCCGAAUUCGUUGCAGCAUCGCCCAAGCGAAUAUUGGCUUCCGCGUCGGAUGACUGUACCGUGCGUAUAUGGGAGGUGGGGUCUCGGACCUGCCUUCGUGUGCUCUCUCGACACCUCGAUCCCAUCGAGCGUAUAUGUUUCUCGCCCGACGGGAGCCGGCUGGCAUCAGGGGCGAAUGGAGCCGUCUUGGUUUGGCGGGUUGAAUCGGGGACUCUGACACACGUUUACGAUCGGUCCAGAUCUCAGCGGAAAAAUGGAACAGUGAUACCCGACGAUGUCAGUGAGAUUGGCGAGAUCUCAUGGGAUGAGGGCGGCCAACGUCUCGCCAUCGGGGAGGGGUCGAACAAGUGCGCCGUCAUCACCAUAGGCUCGAAAGGAUCGACGACACCAGCGCCGACGACGAGUAAUGGAUCGGCAUAG
Molecule: messenger RNA, 1338 nt
Organism: Tricharina praecox
Lineage: Eukaryota; Fungi; Ascomycota; Pezizomycetes; Pezizales; Pyronemataceae
Product: WD40-repeat-containing domain protein
Exons: 3
Coding region: 1-1338 (445 amino acids)
Biological process (GO): regulation of transcription by RNA polymerase II
Cellular component (GO): Set3 complex
Molecular function (GO): transcription corepressor activity; protein binding
Source: RefSeq, a predicted model, not a curated record